This is a messenger RNA of Stegodyphus dumicola, 2791 nucleotides long. RefSeq names its product microtubule-associated serine/threonine (MAST) protein kinase dop (gene dop). Gene Ontology annotation, biological process: peptidyl-serine phosphorylation; intracellular signal transduction. Gene Ontology annotation, molecular function: magnesium ion binding; protein serine/threonine kinase activity; protein binding. The record is from RefSeq and is a predicted model, not a curated record. NCBI's taxonomy places the organism in Eukaryota, Metazoa, Arthropoda, Arachnida, Araneae, Eresidae.
UUCAUCUUGUAUCAGAUUUGUGAACAUGGGAUGUUGUGAUGUUUUAUAUUACUCAGGAAAGAGUUAGUUCAUUGAAUUCGUUGGAAUAAUAAUGAGAGGGGUUUCUACUCAUCGGUAUAGAGGUUAGCUGCAUAUUGCUAAGGCUGGGAAGAGUCUUGUAUAUGGCCCUCUAACCUGUAUUGUCUGAGUUUCUGAAAUGAGUGAUAAAGAGCACGCACAGUGGCGGCAUUCACGCCGAGAAGCAUUUACCAACCGUUCCUCAUCUGCUCCUCAAAGUCGACAAGGAACCACUGCUCAGAGGUGGCGUGAUGUGCCAUGUCCCACUGUGGGAUCUUUCAUGGUAGCCAAUCGUCUUGAAGAAGUAUUGAUGGGUGUAGUACCUUCUGACUUACCUCUUAAUCAGUUCUGCAGCCUGACUGAAGAAGAUCUCAGGACUAAGUUCAAUGUUGAUGAUCCAGCGAAAGUCAAAUGUGUUAUAACUGUAAUACAACUUGCGAAGGAGUUUGAAGGAACAAGUCACGUAGAAAGAACUUCUUCUUCUCCUGCUAUUUCACCUAAACCUUGUGAAUAUGAUGAUCUUCUCUCCCUUUUCCCUCGGAAGCCACGUCCCAUUUCCCGACAGAUUUCCGAAGAUGUCAGAUUUCGUAGAGAAAGUUUCACUUCAAGUCCUCAUUCACAGCUUUCUCCCAGCCAAGCUGAAUCAUCCAAUCUGCUUAGAAUGAGAGCAUCUUUAAUGGGUCAGUCAGCUCCAUCUCUUUCAGCUAGUAUGAAGGAUCUUGGGCCACCUAGAAGAGGAAGAUCUACGCGUAAGAGUUUUAUCAGCAAUACCUCACCCACCUUACCUCGUUGCCAUUCACCAAUUUUGCAAGCUGCACCAGUUGAUAACAUGAGGAAUAUUUCAUUCAGUCAACACACUAUUUGUGCUUCAGUAAAACGGGUUGAUGGUAGACGAUGGUCUCUGGCAUCCCUUCCUUCAUCAGGCUAUGGUACUAAUACUCCAGGGAGUUCUAAUGUUUCAUCACAGUGUUCUUCUCAAGAGAAACUGCACACUUUAACACAUGGUAACCUAGAUGAUGGUCCUUCUCAUGCACAUUUCAGUAGUAAUGAGAGUAAUCCUGGACUCGAAGAAGAUGGCAGACAUUCGCCUAUAGUUCGACCCAGAUCUCGCAGUCUAAGAAAUUUUAAUAUUAGGUGGUCUUGGUUUGGUUUUCACAGAUCAACAUGGUUGAACAAGAGCCUGGCCUGGUUGUGUCUUGCACCUUUAGACCCAUUACGCUCACCUGGAGUGGACAGUGAAGUUGUUGCAAUGAAUAAUGUUUAUAAAGAAAGGUUCCCAAAGGCAACACAACAAAUGGAAGAGAAAUUGCAACAGUUUUUAAAUGAAUAUAUGAACUAUGAUCCCAGUGAAUCUCUGGAUGCUGUUGCUCGCUUUGUUCAUCAUCAGGUUAUCCACAUGGCUCAAGAUUGUCUUUCACAGUCACAGAAUCAACUAAUCACCUCUCACUAUUUUUUUGAGAUGUCAGAAAACCUAGAAAAACUUCUGGUUGAGUGCCAAGAAAAGUCUCCUGAAGCUGCUCAGUAUUUAAAAGUUUUGAUCAAGAAACUUCUAGUCAUAAUUUCCCGUCCUGCUCGCCUUUUGGAGUGUUUGGAAUUUGAUCCUGAAGAAUUUUAUCGUUUGUUAGAAGCUGCAGAAGGUCAUGCAAAAGUUCAGCAAGGUGUAACAACUGAUAUUCCGAAAUAUAUCAUUAGUAAAUUGGGCCUAAACAGAGAUCCACUGGCUGAACUCAGUCGUGAUUUAUCAAGUGAUUUCGAUGGGCAGGAGCAAACAGAUUAUUCAGCGCAAACAGGGCGAGAUCUUUUCCCCCAAUCAUCUAAACCUCCAAAUGAAAGUGAUUUUGAGACUGUAAAAUUAAUCAGCAAUGGAGCUUAUGGUGCUGUGUACUUAGUUCGACAUAUUAAAUCAAGGCUAAGGUUUGCUAUGAAAAAAAUUAGCAAACACAAUCUGGUCUUAAGAAAUCAAGUGGAACAGGUGUAUGCAGAGAGAGAUAUUAUGAGUUUCACAGACAAUCCGUUUGUCGUUAGCAUGUUUUGCAGCUUUGAAACAAAGAAACAUCUUUGUAUGGUCAUGGAGUAUGUUGAAGGAGGUGACUGUGCAACACUUUUAAAACACAUGGGACCAUUACCAGUAGAUUUGGCUCGCUUUUACUUUGCCGAGACUGUUCUAGCAGUUGAAUAUUUGCAUAGUUAUGGAAUAGUUCACAGGGAUUUAAAACCUGACAAUUUAUUGAUUACCUCAAUGGGUCAUAUCAAGCUGACUGAUUUUGGUUUGUCAAAAGUUGGAUUAAUGAAUUUGGCUACAAAUCUUUAUGAGGGCUAUAUUGACAGAGAAACAAAACAGUUCACUGAUAAACAAGUUUUCGGUACUCCUGAAUACAUAGCACCAGAAGUAAUUUUACGCCAAGGAUAUGGUGAGAAUUAAUGUUUGAAAUAUUCAUUUUCUUAUAACAAUGUUAAAAAGUUUUAUAAAUAAGGUUUCUCAAAAACUGCUUUCUUUUUUAUGCUGUAAAAAUUCUAUUAAAUUUUUAAUGCUUAAAAGUAGUAUAAUUAUGUAAUAAGCCACUGAAAGAAACAUGGUGGAAGGAAAUGAAUGCAAAAAAUAAGGCAGGAAACUAUUACAUGUUAUAAAUAAAUAGCAUUUAUUAUCUUAGCAUGGUCAUCUAAAAACUAAUUUUUAAGGAAGGCUGAAUCUAGGCUGAAUUUUUCCUAAGUUGAAAAUAGAACAUUUUGAGAC